Molecule: messenger RNA, 1425 nt
Organism: Mycotypha africana
Lineage: Eukaryota; Fungi; Mucoromycota; Mucoromycetes; Mucorales; Mycotyphaceae
Exons: 1
Coding region: 1-1425 (474 amino acids)
Source: RefSeq, a predicted model, not a curated record
AUGAAGACUGGACCGUUAAUAAACAAUCCAUUAUGGUCCCAAGGACUCCGGAUCGUCUGGGGUUAUAUGCUGGAGAAUACAGUAUUUGUCGAAUUUGAAAUACAUAAUCAAGCCUUUAUUGAGGAGGAAUAUAUCAAUUGCAAAAUCAGAACCUCAGAAGCCUACGUAGAGAUUGAAGACCUUAAUUUACCUCGGCCGCACGAAGCCAGGAUCUACAUAGGUGUGCUCAAUAACCACUUACGUAUGCCUGGAACUCGCUAUCAUGUCUACCGUUUGGAGUUUAAGCAAAGUACUCCUUAUCCUUUAGCCACUGCUGCCAUUUUUGAUACAGUAACAACAAGAAAUCGAACUCAUUACUCCACACCUGUCGCUAUGAAAAGCAACCCUACUGCUACUACUACUGUAAAUUAUAGUAAGAAUCAUAACCAAGACAGCCGAGCAAUUUUCAACACUAACCAAACCAGAAAGAGAAAUGCACCCUCAGCCAGAACUCAGCGCAAAAUUAGGAAGGCAUCCGCCAGCAACAAAACGCCCAGAAGGAGACCAAACAAAAACACCAUGUCAAAAGAAGAAAGGACGAUAGAGAACAAUGUAGAGGAAACGCCUAUGACAGCACCAUUGUCAUCACCUGCAACGUACAUGUCUACUUCCUUUGUAUCUUCGCCCACGUCUAGCAUGUCUUCGGUUUCGACUAUUACGUUUACUGGCAGUACGACUUUAAAUAGUAACGCCGGCGCUACAGGGUCUACUGUAAACUCACUUCCAAUUAUUACCCAUCCUAAAUUGGUUGCCAUUAUAUCUUCCAAUCCUCUAGAUGAUGGUUCUUUCCCCAAAAACAACACGGGUUUUGUUCCUUAUACUAAUGCUGCCAUCUACUCUCCACUUUCGAUGCCAAACGCUCAACAGAUGCAUGGUAUUCACGCACCCAUUCCCACAUCCAAUAUCACAGUCACUUAUCAACAAUCAGCUUUGAUUAGCGAGCUGGAUAGUUAUGACAGCAGUAACAGCACUGAACAAGUGAUGGGGACUUCUCAGUGUUCACACAGUCAGCAGGGUCAACAACAAUGGUCGACUUCUGUGACACCCUACAACCUCACCACUUACUAUAACACUACAAAACCUGCUGUUACCAUGGCUGUUAAGAGUAAUGGCAACCAUUUCAAUACAUCAAAUUCAUCGCUGAGCAAUAAGAGUAGCAACAUUACAGCAACAUCGCCUUUUAUCAACGCAGAAAACAACAACACUCACUUGCCACAAAUACAGCAAAUGUACAAUCCUUCCUUGCAUGACAGAGAAUUGUACCAUUUUCUGUUCAAUAAUUACUGGGACAAUAACAGUAAUAUUAGCAGCGCUAAUAGCAUUAACAACAACAACAACAAUAAUGCCGCGGUCUCGUGGUCUAGUUAUGUACCUAUCUCUUUUUAA